Molecule: messenger RNA, 936 nt
Organism: Sardina pilchardus (European sardine)
Lineage: Eukaryota; Metazoa; Chordata; Actinopteri; Clupeiformes; Clupeidae
Exons: 2
Coding region: 1-936 (311 amino acids)
Source: RefSeq, a predicted model, not a curated record
AUGGAGCUGGAUUUGGAUACAGAUCAACUUCCUGUUGAACGUACAUUAGGACUACAGUGGUACGUUGAGACUGACCAUUUUGGAUUUAAGACCUCAGCAAAGGAGCAGCCACAGACGAGAAGAGGAAUUCUUUCGGUGGUCAGCUCCCUGUACGACCCAUUGGGCUUCCUUGCGCCAUUCAGCAUGAUGGCUAAGAUGUUACUGCAGGAACUCUGUAAAAGAAACCUCGGAUGGGACGAAGAUAUUCCCCAUGUUCUCGCUAAGCAAUGGGCUGGCUGGUUGGAAGAUCUCCACAAGGUGGCAGAAUUCAAGAUUGAUCGUUGCAUCAAGCCUAAAGACUUUGGCAACCCUGUCACUGUACAGCUUCACCACUUCUCUGACGCCAGUGAGGUCGGGUAUGGAGCUGUCUCUUACUUAAGACUGGAAAGGGACAAUAAGGUGCAUGUUGCAUUUAUGAUGGGGAAGGCCAGAGUUGCUCCGCUCAAGCAGACGACAAUUCCUCGCUUGGAGCUAACAGCUGCAGUCCUCGCUGUAAGAGUGGACCGAAUGCUACAGAAGGAGUUGCAACUCAAGCUGGAAAAGUCAGUUUUCUGGACCGACAGCACAACAGUCCUUAAAUACAUUUCAAAUGAAAGCCGGCGAUUCCAUACCUUUGUGGCCAACAGAGUAGCAGUCAUCAGAGAGGCAACUGACGUUGACCAGUGGAGGUAUGUGGGGACAAAGGAAAAUCCAGCCGAUGAUGCUUCAAGAGGGAUGAGGGCAGAAGACCUCCUGAACAGAAGGAGAUGGAUGAUGGGACCUGAUUUCCUCUACAAGGCCAAGGAUGAGUGGCCUAAGUUAGAUGUAGACCUUCAGGUGAUUCCUGGCGCUGAUCCUGAAAUCAAAAGGGACUUGAUGAUUGGACACGUGCUGAACAUCGACGACAACCCUGGCUGA